Messenger RNA from Syngnathus acus (greater pipefish), 2725 nucleotides. RefSeq names its product noelin-like. The transcript is spliced from 6 exons. Bases 974 to 2365 code for a protein of 463 amino acids. Gene Ontology annotation, biological process: signal transduction. NCBI's taxonomy places the organism in Eukaryota, Metazoa, Chordata, Actinopteri, Syngnathiformes, Syngnathidae. The record is from RefSeq and is a predicted model, not a curated record.
AUAGGUCGUCUUUAAAUAAUAUAUAUAAAGCGCGCUCUGUGGGACCAGAAAAACCUCAACCAAUCAUUGUCGGCGUGAAUGAUGGCCGCAUUGGUCAGUUAACUUGUCAAUCAAUUUGUUUUCCGUGUUUUAGUUCCUCGUUGACAUCCACACGCGCUCAGGUCCCUGCGCCAAGUGCUGCGCAUGCGCGUAAUUUGUGGCUCAAACCCCGCGAACUUUGGACACUGGUUUAGUUGUUGCGUUCCCUGCUUGACUUCUGAGUGAAAAUGGCUGAUGAACGUCGUGACGAUGAAGGUUCUCGUAAAAGAAAGCCUGUUUGUGACGUAUUUGAGAAAUAUGGCGCUCGUGCACGCGAGUGCGGAGGCGUGAAGGGUGGGGAGGAGAGACCUGCGCAUGCGCAUUCUCCAAAAACUGACUGGCUCUGGUUUCUGAGCUGUCUGUCGGAAAGAUAGUCUGCACGUAUUGCCAUUAAGUUCCACAAUUGCUAGAGCUGACAAUGCUAAUGCUAAGCUCUCCAUUCCAACAAUCAACGCUGUGAUUGGAUCCGUGGUAACCAGCCAGAGGCUGCCUUUGUUUUACGGGACGUCAAGAACUCAUUUCCAGCUCGUGUAGGCCCAACGCUGCGCGCGUCUACGUGUUUGUGUCUGCGCGCGCGUGCGUGGACAUCCCUGCGUGUGCCUCGUCCAUCUGCUUGAAUGCGUGCAUCUUUUUCUAAGUCGGCGGUUGCCAUGGAGACAGUCUCCUCACUGCGAAGAGACAUGUCACUGCUGCAGGCGACAGCGACAUAGUUGUCGGUACCGAGUGCGCGCGCAGUCCUCAGCGGCCAUGGACGCUGCCACACGACAUGCAGUGACAUCAUCACUCGCACAUACGCCCACGGCUUGUGCGUGCGGCGUAUUGGCAGUGGGCUGGCCGCGGCAGCGGAGCUGCAAGAAGACGAAAGAAGAGAAGAAAGAAGGACAAGACGGGAGGGAUGGAGUCCGAAGAGAACGCGGUCAAGUCGUUUCUGCUCAUCCUUCUCCUCGCUGCCUCCUGCACGCCGGUGGGUCCGGCGGCCCCACGGGUCCGGGACCGGGGUCAAGAGCGGGACGGCUGGCAGGUGUUCAGCUCAGCCCAGAGCUCGGGAGGCGGCUGCGUGUGCACGGUGUUGACCCCCUUCGAUGAUGCCGUUUGCUCCCGAGACGCUCGCAGCAAGCAAGUGCGACACCUGCUGGACAAGGUGCACAACAUAAGCCGCUCCAUCGAGGAUUUGGAGCGGCGCAGCCGUCAGGACAUGGGCGUGGUGGAGAAGAUGGAGGCGGAGCUCAGAGGCUUGGAAAACAAGUUCAAAGAGGUGGAGGUGGGGCAUGAGGGCAACAAGGCCAGGCACUACCAGGCCAUGAAGGCCAAAAUGGAGGAGCUGCGUCCGCUCAUCCCGCGGCUGGAGGCGUACAAGGCCGACGCCCUCCUGGUGCGACGCUUCAAGGAGGAGGCGGCCGACGUGACGGCGGCGCUCGCCGAACUGCACGACCGCGCCUCCCCGGCGGACUCCCGAGACCUGCACGCUCGCGUGGCCGGCCUGGAGGAGCGUCUGCGCGCUUGUAUGCGGCGGCUCGCUUGCGGGAAGCUGACGAGAAUAGCCCAGCCCGUCACCGUCAAGACCUCCGGGUCCAGGUUCGGCUCCUGGAUGACGGACCCCGCGGCGCCCGUCGGAGACAACAGAGUGUGGUACAUGGACGGCUACCACAACAACCGCUUUGUGCGCGAGUACGCGUCGCUGCUGGCCUUCAUGACCACGGACAACUUCACCUCGCACCGCCUGCCUCACCCGUGGUCCGGGACGGGCCAGGUGGUCUUGAACGGCUCGCUGUACUUCAACAAGUUCCAGAGUCACACGCUGAUCAAGUUUGACCUGAAGUCGUCGCUCAUCAGCCGCUCCCGCCAGCUGGACUUUGCCGGCUACGGCAACACGUACCACUACUCGUGGGGCGGCCACUCGGACAUCGACCUGAUGGUGGACGAGGGCGGGCUGUGGGCCGUCUACGCCACCGACCGCGACGCCGGCAACAUGGCGCUGAGCCGGCUGGACCCCGACAGCCUGCGGGUGCUGCGCAGCUGGACCACCCAGCACCCCAAGCGCGGCGCCGGCGAGGCCUUCAUGCUCUGCGGCACGCUCUACGUCACCGACGGCCACUCGGGCGCCACCAGGGUCUACUACGCCUUCGCCACCGACUCCUCCACCUACGAGUACGUGGACGUGCCCCUGGCCAACGUCUACGGCCACAUCUCCAUGCUGGACUACAACCCGCGCGACAGGGCCCUCUACGCCUGGAACAACGGCCGCCAGCUGCUCUACAACGUGACGCUCCACCACAUCGUACGCUGACCCUAGCGCGCCACCGCCGAGGUGGUGGCGUCGUCGGCCCGAGCGCGUCCUGCUGCGUCACCGAUGCCGCGGCCUGAGUCGACGUCACGGCCGCGCGGUGACGUUGGCCACAGAUUGUUAUCUUAUUUUUUAUUUUGCGUGUCAUCUCGCUGCCAUUCCGUGACAUCGUCGUGACAUCAUCAUGACAUCAUCGUGACGUCAUUGUGACAUUGUCAUGACAUGGUAGUGACAUCACAGUAACAUCAUCGUGACUUUGUGACCUCUCCUUCCUUUUUGAACUGACUUGUGUUCCUUUUCACUCGAUUGCUUUGAUUGAUUGAUUGAUUGAUUGAUUGGCAAACAUUGCGUUUUGCUGCUUAA